Messenger RNA from Merops nubicus (carmine bee-eater), 1220 nucleotides. RefSeq names its product NAD kinase 2, mitochondrial (gene NADK2). Lineage: Eukaryota; Metazoa; Chordata; Aves; Coraciiformes; Meropidae. The coding region runs from base 184 to 1098 and encodes 304 amino acids. The transcript is spliced from 11 exons. Gene Ontology annotation, cellular component: mitochondrion. The record is from RefSeq and is a predicted model, not a curated record. Gene Ontology annotation, molecular function: NAD+ kinase activity. Gene Ontology annotation, biological process: NAD+ metabolic process.
UUGAAGGGAUCUAACUAUGCUGGUCUGCUGGAGCGGCAUCGCAUUCAUACAAAAAAUGUGGAACAUAUUGUGGACAGUUUACGGAGCGAGAGGAUAGAAGUUCGCCUGGUUAAGCGUCGCGAGUACAACGAAGAGACCGUUCGGUGGGCAGACGCUGUUGUGUCAGCAGGAGGUGAUGGCACAAUGUUGUUGGCAGCCAGCAAGGUCUUUGAUAAAUUUAAACCAGUUAUUGGAGUAAAUACUGAUCCUGAAAGAUCAGAGGGUCACUUAUGCUUGCCUGUGAGAUAUACACACUCAUUUCAUGAAGCACUACAGAAGCUCUAUCGUGGUGAGUUCAGGUGGCAGUGGCGGCAAAGAAUCCGACUGUAUCUUGAAGGAACUGGUAUUAACCCAGCCCCUGUAGAUUUACAUGAACAGCAGCUGAGCCAAGAGCAACACAGCAGGGCUCACAUAAAUGAAAGAAUCCAGGAUCAAAGAUCUGAUAUUUCUGGUCCACAUCUUUUACCAGUGAGAGCACUCAAUGAAGUCUUCAUUGGAGAAUCUCUUUCAUCCAGGUAUGCUGUGUGUUCUGUCUUAUUCAGGGAGAACUUUAAGUCCUGCAAACCCAGUUUUAAAUUCUCGCUUCAUAGGGCCUCCUAUUAUGAGAUAUCAGUUGAUGAUGGUCCUUGGGAAAAACAGAAGAGUUCAGGGCUUAAUGUGUGUACUGGAACAGGAUCAAAAGCAUGGUCCUAUAAUAUUAACAAGGUAGCACAUCAAGCUGUUGAAGAGAUCCUUAAGAUUGCUAAAAAGCAUGGAAAUCUGAAUAUGCCAUUGAACAUGGAACUAGUACAAAAAGUAACAAAUGAUUACAAUGAGUCCCUACUUUACAGUCCAGAAGAACCAAAGAUGUUUUUCAGUAUUCGAGAACCUAUUGUCAACAGAGUUUUCUCAAGUAGCCGUCAGCGUGGCUUCUCUUCAAAAGUCUGUGUCCGUUCCCGGUGUUGGGAUGCGUGCAUGGUUGUAGAUGGAGGAACAUCUUUUGAGUUCAAUGAUGGAGCAAUAGCUUCAAUAAUGAUCAACACGGAGGAUGCACUGUGCACUGUUCUGCUGGAAGAAUGAAGGACUCUAGUGUCUUCUGCUGAAACAAUUCUGGAUCCAGAGAGAAAACCCCUGGAAACAGACAGCACAUCACAGUGGUGCAUUAUGUCAGAAGUUGGCCUUUUUGGAUGCAAGAGCAUUUG